UCGCUUCGCCUCACGUCUCUGAAACUGAACUGCAAAUUUUAAAUUGAAAGCACAAAGAACCCUAACCCUCCAGCCACCGCAGCCACUGCGCCCCGCAGCCACUGCGCCCCGCAGCCCCCAGAGCCCCACAACCACGCUUCAUUGUCAUCGACGAACUCGUCUCCGCUGGGUAGAGGCGUCGCAUUCGGAAGCUCCGUCGCCGUCGCAGGAGCUAUGUUGCCGUUGUAGGAAGCUCCGUCGCUGUCCUGGGAAGCUGUGUCACCGUCGUAGGAAGCUCCCUCGCCGUCGUGUGGAAGCUCUGUGGCCGUCGUCGUCUCCUCUGUUCGAGCGCGCUCUCUCUCUCUUCCCCGGUGUCGCCGUCUCCUUGGUUUUCGCUGUCACUCCCUUUCCUCCUCGCCGCGGGAAGAAGAAGAAGUCAUCCAAACAGAACCCCAAUAAUAUGAAUGUGAAUAUUCUGCAGACUGAUCCUCCUACUUCUAACCUUAAAAGGAAAAGGCAAAAAGUUAAACGUGACGAAAGGAAGAAAGAGGCAGAGCUCCCUGCGCGUCGGAAGUGGAAGGAUGACCAUGAUGAUGAAGAAGAUUUUAAUGAUGAUUCUCCUAGAAACAGUGAUGCGGAAAGGAUGUUGCAAGAUUCAGAUGACAAUGAUUCUCAAUCAACAGGCUCUGAGACUGAAUAUGAUGCUGAGUUUUCUCAGUCAGAUGAAGAGGAUGUUGGAAUUGAUGGUCAACCAAAUUAUGAGGAUUCAGUGCACUUAAGUUCUUUUAACCUACAUUUGGAACAUAAUUUAACAAAAGAAGAGAUAGACAACCAAAAGGGUUCCAAAUUUAUAUGGGAGGUACCAGCCAUUGGCAUGUCGAGUUGCAAAUGGAUAGGAACUGGAGAAAAUAUUUUGAAGGAUUUGAACUCCAAUUCUUUCGAUGGUCUGAUACCAAGGUUGUAUGAGCACUGGAUGGAUGUCUACAAGACAUCUGGGGGCAAGGAUUUGAAUUCAUCUAUGCAGAAGAUAUUUUUCUCCCUUUGCAGCAGAUACCGGGAUAUACUUCACUGUAAUAAGAAACCAUUCUAUGUCAAAGGUCUCGAAGAUACAAGCAUCAUGGAUGCAUACAUAAUGCAUUCUCUCAAUCAUGUGUUCAAAACUAGAGAUUGUGUGAAAAAGAAUGAUGCAAAAUUAUCCAGAGCUGGAGAGAGUGCUGGUAGUGACAAAUUCCGAGAUCAAGGUUUUACUCGUCCAAAGGUUUUAAUUUUAUUGCCAAUGGCAAGCAUCGUGUAUCGUGUUGUGAAGAGGCUUAUACAACUUACACCUUCAGCUCACAAGGUUAAUGUUGAGCAUAUGGAUCGUUUUUUAACUAAAUUUGGAAGUGAAGAGGGCAAUGACGAAAAUGACCAUGAUUCUGAAAAUAAAAAACCUCAAAAAGCAUCCAAACCAUCUGACUAUGAAGUACUUUUUGGUGGCAAUAAUGAGGACGAUUUUAUGAUCGGCAUCAAAUUUACUAGGAAGACAAUUAAGUUGUUCAGCGAUUUCCAUACCUCAGACAUCAUUGUUGCUUCAGCUCUUUCCUUGGUUAAUAAAAUUGAAGAGGCCGGGAGUAACAAGGAAAAAGAUGUAGAUUUUCUUUCAUCGAUCGAGGUGCUGAUUAUUGAUCAUGCUGAUGUAAUAGCAAUGCAGAAUUGGUAUCAUGUACAUACAGUUAUUGACCACUUGAACCGUUUACCAUCGAAGCAGCCUGGAACUGAUGUUAUGCGCAUUAGACCAUGGUAUCUUGAUGAUAAUGCCAGAUUUUACAGGCAAACAAUUGUUCUGGGGUUUUAUUCAAAUCCAGAUAUAAAUGCUUCAUUCAAUCAUCAGUGCUGUAAUUAUGAAGGGAAGGUGAAGCUGGUUUGUGAUUAUAAAGGUGUUUUACACAAAGUUCUUCCCGAAAUAAGACAAAUCUAUGAACGAUUUCAUGUAGAUUCAAUAGUAGAUGCUGAUGAUGCUCGCUUUGAUUAUUUUGUUAAGAAGGUUUUCCCACGGAUCAAAGAUUCUGAUCAGGGAGGCAUUAUGAUAUUUAUCAGUUCUUACUUUGAAUUUAUUCGAAUCCGAAAUUUUUUGAAGUCACAGAAUGCUUCAUUUUGUCUUCUUGGGGAGUAUACGACCCAAAGUGACAUUUCUCGUGCACGUAAUUGGUUCAAUGAAGGAAAAAGGAAGAUCAUGCUUUACACAGAGAGGUCUCACUUCUACCACCGAUACAAGAUUCGUGGAGUUCAGAACUUAAUCAUGUAUUCACUACCAGAAAGGAAGGAGUUUUUCCCUGAGAUUCUGAAUAUGCUUGAUGGGUCUGCCAGUAUGGCAUGCACUCUUAUGUUUUCUUCCCUUGACAAGUUUCGGCUGGACAGAAUUAUUGGGACUAAUAAAGCAAAAAGGAUGGUGACUGCGGAGAAAUCUGUAUUUGUCUUUUGCCAUUAGUAUUCCAAAGCCUUUAAGGCAUGCUUUUGGAUUUUGAGAACGAUUCUUUUUGACCAAAUGAAGCUGAAAAGGACCCAAUUUUUUCCGUGGUGCGUUGAGAGACUGCCUCGAUUUCAGUUUCGGAACACAAAUGAAGGGAAACUUAUGCGUUGGGUUGAGUCUACUAGUCUUACUAUUUUCGAGUUAAAUUCAGAUUGUGAAUACCGAAUAGGCAUAGUGAAAAUAUUGCAGUUUGAGAGGGUUGUAAUCUUGGUUGUAAUCUUAUAUACUUUUUGGCUCAUGACUAUAUAUAUGGAACAAAUAUUUUUACGUUGCCUUGAUA
Arachis duranensis is the source of this 2768-nucleotide messenger RNA. Its product is annotated as protein NUCLEOLAR FACTOR 1. The record is from RefSeq and is a predicted model, not a curated record. The transcript has 24 exons. Gene Ontology annotation, molecular function: U3 snoRNA binding; rRNA binding. Gene Ontology annotation, cellular component: nucleolus; small-subunit processome. Lineage: Eukaryota; Viridiplantae; Streptophyta; Magnoliopsida; Fabales; Fabaceae. Bases 440 to 2446 code for a protein of 668 amino acids. Gene Ontology annotation, biological process: maturation of SSU-rRNA from tricistronic rRNA transcript (SSU-rRNA, 5.8S rRNA, LSU-rRNA).